AUGGAGGAGUGCGCUUACAUCUGUGGUGUGGGCUCUUCGCGGGGAUGUCGGUGUUGUCAGCAGCGCCAAGGCCCAGCUGAGACGGCAGCGGCCGAUGGCAAGCCUGCCCCGGCUCCAGCAGAAAAGCACGUCGAGGCGGAUGCGGCAGCGCAGUGCUGUGCGGGGAGUGGAGGAAUCGCGAGCCCCAUGUCGCCCCCGCCGCCCCUGCACUGCUCAUUGCAGGACCUGCCUCCCGAGCUGCUGGUGGAGAUCUUCGCCUCGCUCCCCGGCACCGACCUGCCCAGCCUGGCUCAGGCCUGCACCAAAUUCCACCACAUCCUGCACAUGGACAGCAUCUGGAGACGGCGCUGCCGCGAGGAGUUUGGCGUUUGUGAAAACUUACAGAACCUGGAGACGAUAGGUAUGUCUUAUCGAGAACUCUAUGCGAAGCUGCUCCACCCAUGCAGACACAUUUUGGGAUUGUGGCAGCUAGAUACUGAGUACUAUAGAACACUAGUGAAUGUCGUGGUGGACGGCUUAUGCAUUACUGGUUGGACGUACUGGUCUUGCCUUAACACCCAUGUGGAUCGCCCAAUGCAAUUCAAGCCCUCGUUCAGAAUUCGCCUGAUGGAGAGGAAACCAGCCACGGUGGAGUGCAUGGAAGGCCGCAUUAGCAGGCCCCACAGCCGCCACGUGCAGAUUCAGAAGGACAGGUUCAGCAUCCAGUGCAAGAAGACAGACCACCAAAAGGAUUUACCAACGCAGCUUAGGGAAGCAUGGGGGCUGGUGCUGGUGCAGGAGGACAGACAGCAGUAUGACUGCCUGACCUACCGCCGCCUCUACCUCCCACCCAGCCACCCGGACGACCUCAUCAGGCCAGGCCUCUUCCAAGGCAAAUACGAUGGCUAUGGCCUAACGAUUGCCAUGCUCAGCUUCCAUGGGAAGUAUGCCAGGGUCACGAAGGUCACGGGAAACUGCAACCCAAGGUUAGAGAUCCACCUCAUGCACCGCAUCCAGCUGCGAGAUGGCGAGAUCUUCCGCAACUUCAACGAGCUCUUCCGCGUGGUCCAGGAGAUUGACGAGCAGGUGAUCCGGGAGCAGCUGCAGCAGCAAGAAGACGGGACUGAGGAAAGCGAGGGCCAUGGCUGGCAGAGCCCUGCCCAGCCCAGCGUCAGGGAGUACAGGGCUGCAGCUUUGGAGGAGCAGCCUGUUCCGUUUGUUCUGCCUGCGGGCGUGAGCUCAAGAGACCAGAACUACCCCCGAACCUGCAGGAUGUGUUUCUAUGGCUUGGACACUGUUACCUUAGAUGGCUUCUCCUACCCCAGGCGCUUCCCUGGAGUCUUCAUCCUGUUUGAUGAGAACCACUUGGGGUUCAUCUGGCUGGAGAUGAAACACUUCAUCCUGUACGGCAGAGUCCAGAACACCUUCCAGAAUGUGGAGGAGGCACCAUCCCUGCAGGCCUUCCUGGAGAUGCUCUAG
Molecule: messenger RNA, 1458 nt
Organism: Myotis brandtii (Brandt's bat)
Lineage: Eukaryota; Metazoa; Chordata; Mammalia; Chiroptera; Vespertilionidae
Product: F-box only protein 31
Exons: 1
Coding region: 1-1458 (485 amino acids)
Molecular function (GO): protein binding
Source: RefSeq, a predicted model, not a curated record